AUGUCUUUCCCCGUCGCCUUCCGCUCAGCCGUCUUCUACUUCGUCGCCUGCACGCCAUGUGCCAAGGUCCGCCACCGUCACAAGGCCAAGGAGCAGGCGCGAAAAGAGCGGCUGGAAAAGGCCAAGCUCGAGACGGAGCAGCCCGGCCUGUACCGCCACCCUUCACCCUUCAACACCAACCCGUACUGGCAGGAGGAGAUCAGCAUGGGUCCCAGCCUGCCCAAAAAGGCCGCCAGCAAGAAUUCGAGCCAGAGGGGGCUCACAAGCUCCGGCCAGGAGAGCAACGCCCCGAGCAUGUCGGAGCAGACUGUCGUAGGGGACAGUCGUACCAACUUUGCCGACAGCCUGUCAGCCCUGCCCGAGGACGACACCGUAUCAGAAGAUUGGAACCGCCGCCGUGGCUACCAAAGAGAGGACGAGGAGCUAUGGGGUCAGGCCGGUGGAGGGUCUGGCCAUAGGCUGAUGGAUGCCUUCUCCAAGGCGCGAGACUCGGCCGGUAGGCUCAUCGACGCGACCCUCGGCAUCGAGAAGGAGGUAACGGAACAGGAGCGCCGCGACUUUUACUUUUCGCCGAGAAACCCGCCAGUCAACGACUACCACCCGCCCGUCGUCAGCAGCAAGCCGCCGCACCGAGACGCCCACAAGUGGAUGCUGCAGCCGCCUCCGCCCGCCAAGGUCAUGGAAGGCAAGGUGCCUGUGUCUCGAGCUAUCAGCACCGGGAGCAGGUCCAGCGGCAGGACCAUGGCAUCUGACGAGGCACACCUGGGCCGCAUGCUUAAGGAGAAGCUCGCCAUGGAGAGAAUGCGCAAGGAGAGCAACCCGACAGAGACGGAGCUUAUUGAGUCCCUGUUCCUGACCCGGAGCCACCACUCCGCCGCCCGCACGAGGAGCCGGAGCCUAUCCUUCAACGACUCAGACGACUCCCUAGACAACCCGUUUGAGAGGCGGAGGCGGACCCGGCGACCUCCAGCGGCGCGGCCGCCGGGAGCCGACUCGGACUCGGAAAACGAGGCGCCGCUGCCCAUUACACAAACGACGAGCCACAACAGCACUUCUACGCAUGCCGCCCAGCGGCCUAAACUAGAGACGAUACCGAGCACCGACACGGGCAGCAGCGGCCGCCAGUCGUCGAGGAAGGCGACGAAGCGGCAAAAGUCGACGAGGAGCAGGACCAAGACGUGGGUCAACUCUCCCGUCGGCGAUGACACGGAAUAA
Purpureocillium lilacinum is the source of this 1215-nucleotide messenger RNA. RefSeq lists its product as uncharacterized. Lineage: Eukaryota; Fungi; Ascomycota; Sordariomycetes; Hypocreales; Ophiocordycipitaceae. The record is from RefSeq and is a predicted model, not a curated record.